GCUUAUCAUUUUUCUCACACCUACCAAACGAUAACAGAAUUAUAUUUACUAGAACGAGUAUGAUUAUUUCCAUUCAUUCACAUGGUAUGUGAGAUAUCAAAUGGAUUGAGUUUUAGUGCUUUUGAGUCUCGACGGUCGCGGGAUGAUGUUCGAAGCGAAUGCUUGUGUUUCAUGUUGACUUCAUGCUUAGCUCAUAGUGCAAGGAAUGUCUACUGCGAAGAGAAGACGAUGGCAUAUCCCUGCCUCAGUUACAGCAAAAACAACAUUUAAUCCUAUUAGAUCCAUCGUAGACAGAAUGAAAGUAACACCAAAUCCCACAAAGAAAAUGAUUGCUCUAUCAAUAGGGGAUCCAUCAGUGUUUGGGAAUUUAGAGCCUUGUCAAGAGAUGUUGGAGGCUGUUGUGAAGUGCCUAAAGCAAUCAAAACAUAAUGGAUAUGCUCCUUCAACAGGUUAUGUCAAGGCUCGAGAGGCAAUUGCUGCAGAGCAUUCCUAUCCUUUCUCUCCAAUAAAUUACAAGGAUGUUGUUCUAGCAUGUGGUUGCUCUGGGGCUUUGGAAUUGGCUUUAGAUGUUCUACUAAACCCUGGAGAUAAUGUUCUUCUGCCCAAACCAGGCUUUUCUAUUUAUCAGACACUGAGCAUAUCCCGAGGCCAUGAAGUCAGACAUUACAAUCUUUUGCCCGAGAGAUCCUGGGAGAUUGACCUUGAUCACCUUGAGUCACUGAUUGAUGACAGAACCAGAGCAAUACUUGUUAACAAUCCAUCCAAUCCUUGUGGUUCAGUUUAUUCAAAAGAACAUCUGGAAGCUAUUCUCGAAGUUGCUGAAAGAUACAUGCUUCCUAUUAUUGCAGAUGAAGUGUACGAAUAUGCUGUUUUUCCUGGAUACAAGUUUUACCCACUUGCACAGUUAUCAGACAAUGUUCCCAUUUUGACUUGUGGUGCAAUUUCAAAAAGGUUUCUUGUGCCUGGCUGGAGAUUGGGAUGGGUCAUAAUCUAUGACAAAAAUGAAGCAUUUGAAAGUGAGGUCAGAACAGGACUUAUAGCACUUUCCCAGCAAAUCUUAGGCCCAAACACUCUCAUUCAAGGAGCUCUUCCAGAAAUACUGACCAAUACACCACAAAGCUUUUUUGACAACACAAUGAGGACAAUUCAGAAAAACGCUGAAAUACUUUAUGAGGCACUGCUAAGAAUUCCAGAACUGGAACCCAAAAUGCCAUGUGGAGCAAUGUAUAUGAUGGUCGGAAUUGACAUAUCCAAGUUAGAUGGCAUUGUGGAUGACUUAGACUUCACUGAAAAACUGAUCUCAGAACAAUCAGUGUUUUGUCUACCAGGAAAGUGCUUUCAGUAUCCAAACUACUUCCGCAUUGUUCUGACUGUACCGGAGGAAUUGACUCAGUUGGCAUGCAAGAGAAUCAACGAGUUUUGCAAAACUCACAGAAGAGUGAUUGUCAAAAAGCCUCAGCCUGAAUAGGUACAGGAGCUUGAUCAUAUAACAACAGAUAGUAACUAUACAGACAAGAGUUGGUAGAUUCUUCCUUAAUAGUUGAAAGACUCAGACUUUGUUUGCCUCUUAAUCACAAGUUUUUUUUCAUUUUUCAAGCUAAUGCAGCAUAUUCAUGGGUUGCUACAGUCAUAGGAUUUUGAAAUUCCCUGACAAAUAUUAACUUUCCUUGACCAACUGAGUUAAAUAUUUAAAAAAGGAUCCUGAUAAUGGUUGUGGUUGACCAUGGCUAAAAGUAUUCUAUACUCUGACAAAACUAAAAAUUGAUUUUUUUCAAUUUUUAUAAGAAUGUACAGGGAAUUCUCUUGAAAGAUACUUUAACUGGUGUAUAAUUUUAAAUGAAGUUUAGCAACUGGUUUAGCAAAAUCACAAUCUAAACUAUUUUCAAUGUGACAAAAUAUUUUAUUUAAAUGUUGCAAAUUGUACAAAAUUGCAACAAGGAAAAUAUUUACUCAACUUACACAAACUACUUACAGUGAUUGUGGUCCAAGUUAAACUUUAUUUAAAUCACAGACUUUUGGUCUCCAGAGUACCCAUUUGAACAAUGUAUGUGAUUUCAAGCAGAUACUCAGGAUUCCAAGGUUCUGUAUCAGACAAUUGUCCUUAUUGAGACAUAUAACAUUUUUUAAGGUUCAAGAACAUUCAUUAAAUAAUAAAGCAGGUAAAUAGGUUUCAUAAACCAUUGGGGAAGCACACGAGGUUCAAAAGUUUAUUUUUAUCUUGUUUCAAACCACAUUUGUCCAAUAUGUUAAAUUGCGGAUAAUUAAAUGUUAGGUUUGAACAGUCUUCAAUGUGGAAUUUUCAAACUUAAAGUAGCUAAAUGUGUUCUAUCUUUGUACAUGAAAGGCUAUUUUCAUACUUCAAUAUUUGACAACUUUUCUAGUCAAAUUUGCUGGAAUAUUUGCUAUAUUUUUCAAUAUGUUGGUGGUCUGUCAGAGAAUCAAGUUUAUUACAGUAGAUAAACCCAGCUGGAAAAUAGUUUUAAUAUUCUGAGAUAAAAUGUUUACUGUAUGCUAUACAGAUGACGUUGGUCAAAGAAUUGAAAGUUCAUGUCCUAGAAAGAUAAUUAAAGUAAAUUCUUUGUAAUAGAGCCCAGUUAGUGCUCUAACUGAUCAGAAAUGUUUGAUUUUUGUGCCUGUCAGGGACAGCUCUUUUUCUAAGGUACUGUUUGCCAAGUAAGGUUGUGUGAGAAAAGUUGCUUUCCCAGCAUGGAAAACUCUCAUUCCAAGCAACUGGAAAGGGGCUUUUAAAAUCCUGAAAUGAUGGAUAUCGGAAAUACUUAAUUGCCUUAAAUUUUUGAUAUAGGGACACCACUAUGAUAUUUUCAUACCUGUAGAAGUCAAUGGAAACAUAUUUUCACUAUUUUAUUUAUUAAUUCAAGGAAGUGUAACACAUUCACAAGGUUCAAUUAGAAUGGAUACAGUCCCAUUAAUUAGAAGUGAAGUUAAAAGGGAUAUAUAUUGUAAAACUAAAUGGUAUUUAUUUAAAAAGUUAUUUAGUGGUCAAACUUGUUGUAUAAUAAAUGAGUUGGUAAAGUGAGACAUCGAUUGACAUGUGUAAUCAUUGUUGUGGGAGAGAAAUAAAAAUUGUAUUAAAGCUCAGGAAUUAG
Molecule: messenger RNA, 3107 nt
Organism: Pocillopora verrucosa
Lineage: Eukaryota; Metazoa; Cnidaria; Anthozoa; Scleractinia; Pocilloporidae
Product: tyrosine aminotransferase
Biological process (GO): L-phenylalanine catabolic process; L-tyrosine catabolic process; biosynthetic process
Molecular function (GO): pyridoxal phosphate binding; L-tyrosine:2-oxoglutarate transaminase activity
Source: RefSeq, a predicted model, not a curated record